Molecule: messenger RNA, 9059 nt
Organism: Heterocephalus glaber (naked mole-rat)
Lineage: Eukaryota; Metazoa; Chordata; Mammalia; Rodentia; Bathyergidae
Source: RefSeq, a predicted model, not a curated record
AUGGUGGCGCAGGGCUAGUGCUCCGGAGCGUGCCGGGCGCCGUCUCCCCGCGCGGGGGCACCAGAGCCCUCGGAAGUGUCAGGCACUGCGGCGCAUUUUCCUAGUUCCCUUUUAAAUGACUGCGGAAAAACAGAUUCUCUGAGCCGCAAAUGGAAAGAAGGAUUCUCAGACGAGACUCGCGAAAGCCCCGCAGCCACCAUUUAACUGCGCCCGCACAGCAGUUACGGUUUGACACCCGACCCUCCCCUCCCGGACGGCCUCCUUUGUCCCCAGUGGGCCCCGAGGCUCUGCCCGCUCCGGGGUUCUCCUUAGCUGGAUGCACGCUGUGCUCCGGGCAGCGAGGGCGCCGGGCACGCGUCCGCGCACACCGCACGCACGCAAGGGUGACAGUCUCCACUGUGGUGGCAGAAGGGACCUCUGUGGGAACUAGGGGCCGAGAGGCGUCGAGCGGCGGAACGGUCCGUGCCAGAGACUAAUUUUCUGGAGUUUCUGCCCCUGCUCUGCGUCAGCCCUCACGUCACUUCGCCAGCAGUAGCAGAGGCGGCGGCGGCGGCGGCUCCCGGAAUUGGGCUGGAGCCGGAGCCGGAGCCGGAGCCGGAGCCUCGCCGCUCCUUCUCGCGCGCGCCGCGCUCCGAGCCAACGGCAAGAGGAGCCUGGACCCGGGCGCAGAGCUGGCCCCGAGGUGCGUGCCGGAUCCCCGUGCGCGUCUAGCCAGGAGUCUGCGCCCUAGAGCAUCCGCAGCGCCCGCGGGCUGGUGCCCAGCGUGCUAACCAUGCGUCUGCGGCCACGGCGGAGUUGCGAGCACCUUUAGCGCCCCCUGCGAAGCACCUCGCGAUGCCCCAGCCACUGUGAACCUUGCCUCCUUACGCUGAGCCCGGGAUAUCAGCCUUGGACACCCUGGACUCUGCGCGAGCCCGCGACAAACACAGAAGCGUCCAGACGGCAGAAAGUGCAGGAAGGCCUCCCAGCUCCAGCAGGGGAAGCCGGUGGGUGCGGCGCGGGGACACGCACCCCGGCUGGCACUUGCGACUAGGGAUGUCGAGCUGGACGAGGUGGCAUGGACCCGCCAUGGCGCGGCUUUGGGGCUUCUGCUGGCUGGUUGUGGGCUUCUGGAGAUCCGCUCUCGCCUGUCCCCAGUCCUGCAAAUGCAGUGCCUCUCGGAUUUGGUGCGGCGACCCUUCUCCUGGCAUCGUGGCAUUUCCGAGGUUGGAGCCCAACAGUGCAGACCCGGAGAACAUCACAGAAAUUUUUAUUGCAAAUCAGAAGAGGCUAGAAAUCAUAAACGAAGGUGAUGUGGAAGCCUACGUGGGACUGAGAAACCUGACAAUCGUGGAUUCUGGAUUAAAAUUUGUGGCUUACAAAGCAUUUCUGAGAAACAGCAACCUGCAGCACAUCAAUUUCACUCGAAAUAAACUGACGAGUUUGUCUAGGAAACAUUUCCGGCACCUUGACUUAUCUGAGCUGAUCCUCGUGGGCAAUCCAUUUACAUGCUCCUGUGACAUUAUGUGGAUCAAGACUCUCCAAGAGAUUAAAUCCAGUCCAGAAACUCAGGAUUUGUACUGCCUAAAUGAAAGCAGCAAGAAUAUUCCCCUGGCAAACCUGCAGAUACCCAACUGUGGGUUGCCAUCUGCAAGUCUGGCUGCAGUCAAUCUCACUGUGGAGGAAGGAAAGUCUAUCACCUUGUCCUGUAGUGUGGCAGGUGACCCACUUCCUAAUAUGUACUGGGAUGUCAGGAAUCUGGUUUCCAAGCACAUGAAUGAAACAAGCCAGACUCAGGGCUCUUUGAGGAUAACUAACAUUUCAGCUGAUGACAGUGGAAAGCAAAUCUCGUGUGUGGCAGAAAACCUUGUAGGAGAAGAUCAGGAUUCUGUCAACCUCACUGUGCACUUUGCACCAACUAUCACAUUUCUCGAAUCUCCAACCUCAGACCACCACUGGUGCAUCCCAUUCACUGUGAAAGGCAACCCCAAACCAGCGCUUCAGUGGUUCUAUAAUGGGGCAAUACUGAAUGAGUCCAAAUACAUCUGUACUAAAAUUCACGUUACCAAUCACACGGAGUACCAUGGCUGCCUCCAGCUGGAUAAUCCCACCCACAUGAACAAUGGGGACUACACACUGAUUGCCCAGAAUGAGUAUGGAAAGGACGAGAGACAAGUCUCUGCUCACUUCAUGGGCUGGCCCGGGGACAUCGAUGGUGACAACCCAGAUUAUCUAGGUGGAAUUUAUGAAGACUGGACUACAACAAGUGACACUACAAACAGAAGCAGUGAAACUCCCUCCACAGUUGCUGACAAAACUGGCCGGGAACAUCUCUCAGUCUAUGCUGUGGUGGUGAUAGCAUCUGUGGUGGGAUUCUGUCUGCUGGUGAUGCUGUUCCUGCUUAAGUUGGCAAGACACUCCAAGUUUGGCAUGAAAGAUUUCUCAUGGUUUGGAUUUGGGAAAGUAAAAUCAAGACAAGGUGUUGGCCCAGCUUCAGUUAUCAGCAAUGAUGAUGACUCCGCCAGCCCACUGCACCAUAUCUCCAAUGGGAGUAAUACUCCAUCUUCUUCAGAGGGCGGCCCAGAUGCUGUCAUUAUUGGAAUGACCAAAAUUCCUGUCAUUGAAAAUCCCCAGUACUUUGGCAUUACCAACAGUCAGCUCAAGCCAGACACAUUUGUUCAGCACAUCAAGCGACAUAACAUUGUUCUGAAAAGGGAGCUAGGCGAAGGAGCCUUUGGAAAAGUUUUCCUAGCUGAAUGCUAUAACCUCUGUCCUGAGCAGGAUAAGAUCUUGGUGGCAGUGAAGACACUGAAGGAUGCCAGUGACAAUGCACGCAAGGACUUCCACCGCGAGGCUGAGCUGCUGACCAACCUCCAGCAUGAGCACAUUGUCAAGUUCUAUGGUGUCUGCGUGGAGGGUGACCCACUCAUCAUGGUCUUUGAGUACAUGAAGCAUGGGGACCUGAACAAGUUCCUUAGGGCACAUGGACCUGAUGCAGUGCUGAUGGCCGAGGGCAGCCCACCCACGGAGCUGACACAGUCACAGAUGCUGCACAUCGCCCAGCAGAUCGCCGCAGGCAUGGUCUACCUGGCAUCUCAGCACUUCGUGCACCGUGACCUGGCCACUCGCAACUGCCUGGUGGGGGAGAACUUGCUGGUGAAGAUUGGGGACUUCGGGAUGUCACGUGACGUGUACAGCACUGACUACUACAGGGUCGGUGGACACACGAUGCUGCCCAUUCGCUGGAUGCCUCCAGAGAGCAUCAUGUAUAGGAAGUUCACCACAGAGAGCGACGUCUGGAGCCUGGGGGUUGUGUUGUGGGAGAUCUUCACUUACGGCAAACAGCCUUGGUACCAACUGUCAAACAAUGAGGUCAUCGAGUGCAUCACACAGGGCCGAGUCCUUCAGCGACCUCGCACGUGCCCCCAGGAAGUGUACGAGCUGAUGCUGGGGUGCUGGCAGCGAGAGCCCCACAUGAGGAAGAACAUCAAGGGCAUCCACACCCUCCUUCAGAACUUGGCCAAGGCAUCUCCGGUCUACCUGGACAUUCUAGGCUAGGGCCCUCUCCCCAAACCGAUCCUUCCCAACACACUCCUCAGAUGGGUGAGAGGAUGAACAUCUUUUACUGCCGCUGGAUGCCACGAGGCUACUGUAUUAACAAGUAGCUCUGACAGUAUUAACGAGACCCUGCAAUGCUCUCAGACUGAAGCAAUGUGGACUUCUCCAUCCACAGAUGCAGUAUUGACUUCUUUUUGGCAUAUCUCUUUCUCUCUUUCCAUCUCCCUUGGUUUGUUCCUUUCUUUUUCUUUUCUAUUUUUUUCUUUUUUGUUUUUGCUUUUGUCUGUUUUCCUGCUUCACAGUCCUUCCUCCCUCUUUUUAAUCAAUCUGGCUUCUGCAUUACUAUUAACUCUGCAUAGACAAAGGCCUUAACAAACCUAAUUUGUUAUAUCAGCAGACGCUCCAGUUUGCCCACCACAACUAACAAUGCCUUGUUGUAUUCCUGCCUUUGAUGUGGAUGAAAAAAGGGAAACAAAUAUUUGACUUAAACUUUGUCACUUCUGCUGUACAGACAUCGAGAGUUUCUAUGGAUUCACUUCGAUUUAUUUAUUAUUAUUACUCUUGUUAUUAUUUUUGGAUGGCUUAAGCCUUUGUGUGAAAAGGAAGAUUUGUGUUCAAUCUGGGAGAACUUUAUGUGUGGGAGAUUAAACCAGAGAGAGAGAAGAUUUAUUAUAAACUGCUGUUUGGGAAAAACAAAGGCAACUACUGUGAUCAGCUAGGAUCAGUCCCAACUUAGGACAAACUCAGCAACCGUUUGCUGGAGGAAUGUAUUCAGCGCCUUCCCCUGAGGACCUUCUGAGGAGUACACAGACAGUCAAACUCUGCCGUGGACCUUUACCAUCUCCAGACAAGCUAGUGUGCAGCAGAGAGAAAACAUAACUUCUAGGAGCACAGGACAGUGCGUCACGCGCUCAGACACAGUCUUGUCUUGGUCGAUUAUGAUGACAGCGCUGGGGUCUUUCUCAAGUGUUAGGGACCAAACCUUUGUCAAGCCCAGUUGAAAAGAGGUAGAUUCUGGUCCAGAGAUCAUUUAGGGUCAGGUAGGAAACAAGGACUUGGAGAAAUAGGACAAGCUCUCAAUUUGGAGGCAAGUUUCUCUUAUAUUGAACUUCAGACAGCAAGUACCUCCUUCUGACCCCCACCCUCCACUUCCACCUGUCCUUUUAACUGUGCAAGUAAAAUUGUGCAUGGUCUUCAUCGAUUAACACCUUGUGUGCAAAAACUAACACUCCAGACGUCAUGACCUUGGUAGGUAGAGCAGAUCCAUAAAAGGUACAGUUUAUAUGAUUAAGGGAUGCUGAUGGCAUUCAUUUAGCUGGGAAUAAAUGUCUUGGCAUGGUACAGUUGGUAGUGAUGGGUCUUACUGAAUAUGUACCCUGAACCCUGGGUAUCUUCAUUCAAGUAGAUCCCACAGGACUCUGGAAUAGGUGGAAUCCAUCCCCGAGGGACAGGAAGCCUUGUCAGGCACAUCACACGCAUCAUGUUCAGUGUGCACAGGCCGAGUCUCUUGCUCUAGGCUCUGGUUGGGAGAGCAGUUUCAUUCCAAAUGUAUUCCAUUGUCAAUAUGCAGUUUUGUUUUUUUCACUCCAUUAAAAAAGAGAAAAACAAUCUUAAAAAUUGGCAUGAGAUGCCAGUAGGAGGCCAUGCCCAGACUGAGCAUUGGAGGUGUGCUGCUGGGCAUAGUCAUUAGUCUUGAGAAAAGAGAGUGUAAAUUUGAAUAGAAAUUUACAGUUUUUUAGAGAAUCAGUUAUGCCAAAGGGGAAAACUAUUUCUGCUCCUAAAGAAAAUGUGCUACCCUCUAUGAGGGGAAUUUUGCUAAAUCUGACAUCUUUAGAGUGCAGCCAGAUUGGAAAGGAGUGAUUUUAAUUCAUCUUCGGUCAUUUUAUUUACUAUGUGUUUCUGAAGGUGCAAGAGCUCUGUUUAGGUUUUGCUUAUGCCCAUUAUUUACUGGAGCACUUUGUUUUCCUUUAUAGGCUUUGAGUAUCAAAAUCUCAAAAGUAUAAAUUAACAGAGAACAAAACGAAAUUCAGCAGCAUCUGUGGUCAAGUGAGGGGGUUGGAUAAGAUGUACCAUACAGUCCCUUCGGACUCUGGACUGACCCAGAAGAGAUGGGAGUUGGGGCAUUUGUUCUCUUUGUCAGUGAAAACAAGCCCUUCCAGAACACACAUAAUAAUAUAAUGAAAGCCAUAUCUCCAUGAUAUAUGCAUGCAUGUGUAUAUAUUAUAUUAAGGACCCAUGGUACUGUUACAACACUGUGGAGCUCUGUGAAUCAGCAAGUAAGGGGCAGAUUUGUCCAAACUCUUCUAGACUUCAUCAGAGAUGACCUGAAAACACACACAAGUUUGUGUUUGACCAGCUGCUCUGGGAGAAAAAAUUGCAAGUUAUCUUUUAAUUUAACUGAGAACAAAAGAGAUAAUACUUAGAGGGAUCUAGGUCAAAGAGGGUGGUGCAGUUUCAGGGCAAAGAUUUAUUGAAGGGAGAUCAGAAGGUAGGAAUGUUCUGUUCCAGUUGUGUGUUUCCUCAGAAGGAAAAAAGCAAAAAAUGAAAAUAAAAAAUUUUCCUUACACCUUCGGACAAGUCCCUCAAGGUCUUGAAAUGAAAGGUACUAUGCAAGUGCAAAGUUUUAUAGUUAUUUAUAUUGAUUAUUAUUACUGUUAUCAUUUUUACUCCCUAUGUUGUCUCAAGAGUAUGUGCUGACUUUAGAGAUGUCUUUCUCUGAAAGAACAUUGGGCUGCUUUUAAGAGUUGAACAAGCUACAGAAUAUCUUGAAAUACUCACUGCUAUUCUUCUACCACCUCUUUUUCUAUGGCUUCCUAAAUUUUAGCAAAGCAGCAUCUUCAUUCUACAUGUAGUAAUCACCAAAUAUGGCCUGUUAUCAAACCCCUUUAGAACUGCAACAAUAGCAGUGACAAAACUAAUCUCUUACUCAAGCCCAGUCUGACAGCCAUUUCUGUUUAUCAGUUGUUUUAACUGUUUCCCCCAUAUGUUUGCAAAUUAUUCCUAUGUUUUAUAGAUGAGGAAACUGAGACUCAGAGACUCUCAAGAGCCAGGCCAGAAGUCUCCAGCUGAACUUCCAGCAUCAAUGGGGUUUCAUCCACAUACUCCAACUGUAUAAGUCAAUGAUUCUGUCCACUUGGGACACACUAAUAGAAAAGCAUUUCAGGAAAGAAAGUAUGGUAACUAAUUCAUGAAGCAGGAUAUGAAGUUAGAAAAAUGAAAGGCAAUACAUAAGAUGACAAACAGCUGAGAUAUUGUGAUAUAUAAUCAUGUUCUUAGCUUCAGCUACAUCCUUGUACACUGAAUGUGUGUCAUAAUCAGGCUUAUUUAGAAAAUAUUUUUAACUAUGCUAUCAAGGAUUAUAUCAGAACAAUUCAUAUUAUACAUGUGUUCACAUCAGCGUUACCUAUGGUAUUUUCCUGUAUUUAUAUAUGUUAUAUGCUUGAUUUAUACAUAUACAAAUGCACAUACAUACAUAGUGUGUUUGUGUGUUUAUGUAUAAAUAUAUAGGCACAUGGUAAUAGAGAUAAUUAUAGGUAGAUGCAGUAUGAAUAAUUUGCUUACGUCUGCUAAAGAACCAAAACUCAUUAAUGUCCCGUUGCAAUUAGAGCUUCCAUUCUCUAUGUGGGUAGGACAUCACACUUUUCAACUCUGUGCCGUACUGUAUGGAUGGAAGACAUAUUUAAGAUAAUGUGCUUCCCCAAACAACAAAAUAAAAGCCAUCUCACUAGGGUUCUUUCUUUGGCUCCUUGCAAAGGAAAGUGCAGACUGAAAUAGAGCUUCUUAUGUCGAAGUCCAGGAAAGAAAGGUUAAUUUUUUUGGCCGUUUUACACAUUUGUAUGAUGUUCGCCUUGUCCCACUGUAACCCUUUACACUUGUGUCCAUAGUUGAAGUAGUCCAGAUACAAACUGGAAUGUUGGAGGCAAAUAAGAAGAAAUUCAAGUGAUGAGCGAUAGAAGCAAGUCUUAGGAAUGUCUACAUCCAAGUGCAAAUGUACCAACCAAUGGUGUAAAGUACUGUAUUUUGCAGAGCCUCAGACAACAAGAUUCCCUGGUCAACAAUGAACAUUUUUUGGACCUUUCUUUUUGCAAAUUGAAUAUAAUACAAACAAUGUUAAAUUGUAUCUAAUUUUUAAAAUGACUGCAUAUACACACAUUCCCUUAAUUCUCUUGAUUCUCCUAACACUUUUUCUCCCCUAUUUGAGGACUUUAUUUCCAGUGUUGACCUUCAGUUUAGCCCUAUAACUCUUUUACGUGAAAUCUCAUGAAAGGAAUGGCUGGUAUAACCUAGCUCUCCCAGAAUGUCUAAGUUCACAGUCACCCAAUUCUUCACAAUGUGUAAUUGGAAUACACAGACUCAGGUUGUGAUAGUUUAAAUAAAUUUCAAAUGUUAUUCUAAAGAAUCAGAGGUGGGAGGAUCAUAGUUAAAAUGAAAGGGUACAGGAAAGGGUAUUUUCUUGUUGUCAGGGCUGGAAUGAAUCACUGCUGCUCAAGUCAAAGGUUCUUGAACAUAUUUAGUUUUUUCCACUCCUCUUUCUUUCCCUUUGACUUUUAUUUAUUUAACUAUGUAUUUAUUUACUCACACACUUGCACCAUUCAUCACAAACACAAAGCAAAGCAAAAAAAAUACAUAUACUUAUAUGUGUUGCAGGCAAAACACUGUGAAUCUCACAACCACCACCAAGCAACUACUCUGCCAUCCUAACACGUCUCAGGUGAUGGAAUGGGAAAAGAGGAGAAUGCCAGUGUUCAGUUUAUGCAUUCUAGGCCAGGUCUGUUUAUUUUAUUUAUUUGGUCUGUGCAUUAAUAAAAACGAUCUUGAGUAAAAGUUGGCUGAACAUUCAACAUACAAGAGCAAGAAAAAUAAAAGCUGCUAGUAGCCAUGUGUUUUAACAAGGAGAUAAAUUGAAGAAAAUGAUAUGUAAAGGCCUCUAUAUCUUGCAGCUUGUAUAUCUUAUUAUUGCUUUUUAAAUGUAUAAAACAGCUGGAAAUGUUUCAAAUACAAGGCCUUUGAAUUCAGUGUGGAUUUUAAAUAUGUAAUCCCUUGACAAAUGACAAAAUCAUGUUGAAAUAUCGCUCCUUGCAUCCCCUUGAUCAUUACUCAUUUGAAAAUCUGCCUAGAGGUGUGGACGCUCUACAUUUGCUUCUGUAUCUGGAGAGAUGUUUGUAUAUAUCCAGGCCGUAGAACAUUCAUUUCAAUACUCUCUGCAGAUCCAUCUCCCCUCAAUGGUGACCUGGUAUUUGGAACUCUCUCUCUUUUCAUUUGGUUUAUUUUUCUUUUAAUGUGUUGUCUCUGUGCUGACACUUAAUAGUUCUUGUUUUGCAAUCUGUUUUGAGGACAAUUGCUUUACUAAGAUCCACUGCAUCUUGGCUGAUUUCAAAGUGACACCUGAACACAGUGUUUAAAAAGGUUUUGUUUGUAAAUCAUGUGACCAGCUUCUCUCAACCUGACAUGGAAAGUCUCUUGUACUACAGUGUAUUUAUUAAAAAUGAUGUCUUACAAUAAAUAACAUCCUCCAAAAGAGA